Molecule: messenger RNA, 294 nt
Organism: Cricetulus griseus (Chinese hamster)
Lineage: Eukaryota; Metazoa; Chordata; Mammalia; Rodentia; Cricetidae
Source: RefSeq, a predicted model, not a curated record
AUGGAAGUAGAAAGAGGGAAGCUUGAGGUGUGGCUUCCUUUGCGCUUUCUUGCUGGUGGAUCAGCAAAUCCGCUCCCAACGGCCAGCAACAACACUGCCAGCAUAGCACAAGCCAGGAAGCUGGUAGAGCUGCCGAAGACGGAAGCCAACAUUGACAGGAUAAAGGUGUCCAAGGUGGCUGCAGACUUGGUGGCCUACUGUGAGGCACUUGCCAAGGAGGACCCGCUGCUGACCCCAGUCCCAGCCUCAGAAAACCCCUUUCGGGAGAAGAAAAUCUUCUGUGCCAUCCUUUAA